Molecule: messenger RNA, 609 nt
Organism: Eimeria tenella
Lineage: Eukaryota; Apicomplexa; Conoidasida; Eucoccidiorida; Eimeriidae
Exons: 1
Coding region: 1-609 (202 amino acids)
Source: RefSeq, a predicted model, not a curated record
AUGGCGCUUCGUGCGGCCUUCGCGCGUUUCUUGAACGGCGCGAGGCUGCGGUGUCAAGACACCCCAGCUGCGUGGACUGCGUGGCGCACGCGCGCAAGUGUCACGAAACGCAUGCUAAAGAGCGGCUGUUCGGUGGCAAAAAAACUUUACAAAGCCCGCGGCGUGCUGCCGGAGAGUGCCGGGCGAGUUUCCCGGACUGCAGCAGCAGCACGAGCUGCAGCAGCGCCGCCGCCGGCUGCUGCACGGGGAGCGCGGCCGGCGGCGGGAACUGCUGCGGAAGAAAGGGCCUAUUUGCGGCGCUCGUGCAUGCGGGGAACUACAGAGUGCGCGGCUAAGUCCGGAUCUGCCUGCCUGCUGCUGCGCUGCACUGUUCCUACACACAGGGAGGCUACGGAGCAGCUUCCCGCUGCUGCGGCCGCGGCGCGGCGCGCCGCAGCAGCAGCAGCAGCAGCGGGAGACCUGGGGAGAGUCAAGAAGCCUCUGCUGCGUCCGAUUCUUCGCCGCGGCCCUCCUUCGCCGGCCGCCCCGGAGAGUCCGACAGCCCCGAGCCAUCCGAAAUGGCCGCGUCCUCGUCGCUGGACUGCUGCGGGUGGACAUGAAUCCCUAUGA